GGCUAGCCGUAUGCUCCAAAUAAUACACAAUUUGUGUUUUUUUGUUAUUACGACUGAGCAGUGAAGUGAACAUUGAGGUAAUCUGUAGGGUGUUGCAAGUAGUCUGUCCACGUGUUCCUAAUUUUUCAAAUUAAAAUACUUUUGUUUAGAUUGAAGGAGAGUGGAGGUGGAGAGGAGUGGAGUUGGUGACGGGGAGAGAAUGAGCUCUAGUGUCUGCUACAGGUGCAACCGCACUGGUCACUUUGCCCGGGACUGCGCACAGGGUGGUACACGCAACCGAGAGAAAUGCUACAAGUGCAACCGGUUUGGCCACUUCGCACGGGAGUGCAAGGAGGAAGACCGAUGUUACCGGUGCAGCGCUGUGGGCCACAUCGCCAAGGACUGCACGCAGAGCUCGGAUGAGCCUUCCUGCUACAACUGCGGCAAAACGGGCCACAUCGCUCGGAACUGCCCAGAGUCCGCUGGACAGGGCACUGGCCGUGGUGGUGGACGGGGCAACUCGAACGCGACCUGCUACACCUGCAACAAGAGUGGCCACAUUGCCCGUAAUUGUCCCGAGUUCGGGAAUAAGUGCUUUAUUUGCGGUAAGUUAGGCCACGAAAGCCGUGACUGCAAGGAGGAUUAUGACUAAGCUGCCAUUUUAUCUUUUGUUUAACAAAAAAUUGUUGUACGACUCUACCAUGCGAGCUAGUUGUUUUGAGGUUUUUAUUAUGGAAAAUUGAGAAGUUUUAUUGUACCUACAUUAUAGGACUCAUGAAUAAUUGUCUUUAAAGAUGUAAUAUAUUAUUCUGUCCAUAUUAUAUCUAUAUACUUUACUAUGAAUAAAUUUUAUUUGUAAUUUU
This is a messenger RNA of Homalodisca vitripennis (glassy-winged sharpshooter), 842 nucleotides long. Its product is annotated as CCHC-type zinc finger nucleic acid binding protein-like. Bases 200 to 631 code for a protein of 143 amino acids. Gene Ontology annotation, molecular function: zinc ion binding; nucleic acid binding. NCBI's taxonomy places the organism in Eukaryota, Metazoa, Arthropoda, Insecta, Hemiptera, Cicadellidae. The transcript has 2 exons. The record is from RefSeq and is a predicted model, not a curated record.